This is a messenger RNA of Colossoma macropomum (tambaqui), 6335 nucleotides long. RefSeq names its product arginyl aminopeptidase like 1 (gene rnpepl1). The transcript is spliced from 11 exons. The record is from RefSeq and is a predicted model, not a curated record. The coding region runs from base 897 to 2957 and encodes 686 amino acids. NCBI's taxonomy places the organism in Eukaryota, Metazoa, Chordata, Actinopteri, Characiformes, Serrasalmidae. Gene Ontology annotation, molecular function: zinc ion binding; metalloaminopeptidase activity. Gene Ontology annotation, biological process: proteolysis.
ACAACACUUCUCUGCCUGUGGACGAGUGAAGGACAGUCCGAACAGGUCCAGGACAGUAAGGGAAACAAAACACGACUAGAGGAGCAGUGUGACAGACGGCGGUGGCCCGUUUUUUUACGUGCAGCGGCGGAGUUGUGAAGAGACUUUUGACUGACUAGCAUAGUUAACCUAGCUCACAGUGUCAGUGCCGGAUUCCUAACGUGGCCAACUCACUUAGUGCACUAUGAUUACGAUUGGGACGCGUCCGUUCGGAGGGGCUCUACUUUAGCCUCUAUAUUUGUAGAUUCGUGGUGUUUUGUGGCUUUUUGGUCCAGUUUUGUUCCUAUUUUGUCCCUGUUUUGCCCCGGUUUGCAGCCCGGCUGGGUUCACUCUGCCCCGGCUGGCUCCGCAGCGCCUCUAGCGGCUGCCAAACUUUGCUUUCCUCCCCGACUGUUCACUUCCUGUUUUCUGAGGAGGUCUUUAACACACUUUUUCAUUUCGGUUUUGCUCUCUUUCUCUCGCUUUUCUUUAGUUUCGCACCAAACCGGCGGGACAUCUUAUUGGAAACGUAUUUCUGCGUUUUUAUACACGCUUUUAAUGGGGGAUCAGCCGCUGGACUCACUUGAACUCGAUGGAUUUCACGUAGAUUUGUUUGCUUGUUUGCCUGUUUGCUUGUUUGUGGCUGUGUUUUUUUACUGGAACGUCUCUGGAACAUCUCUGGAACAUCUUUUCUACUUUCACAGGCUGAGCUCGACCACUUUUUAACCAAAGCAGCCAUGCAGAAAGUCCAUAGGAAUCUUUCCACUUGACUAUGACUGAAUCUGUGACUUUGCUUUUUUGUGUGACCUUUUUUCUUUAACACAUAUUAUCAUUAUUGGUUGUUUUUUCGACCCUUUCUUGGCCCACUCAGAACCGCCAUGGCCGAUCUGCAGCGCCCGACACUGUGCUGCUGUCGGAAGGUGCUGACCGUGCCCACUAAGCCCACUGAGGCGCCCCGGGCUUUGGGCCAGUGUCACCUGGUGGAUGUGGCCUCUGCCUCCAACUUCCACAGCUUCAGACUGAGGCAUUUCCACCUGGACCUCAACAUCAACUUCGCUCUAAAGAGGAUGACCGGUUGGCAGGUCCUGGAGCUGGUGCCCGUUCAGCCGGGCGUCCGGUCGCUGAUACUGGACACGCACCCCUCUUUAUUGAUCCAUUCCAUUGACUGCAAAGUGCCUGGGGCGUCCGGCGGCCCCGAUCACUUCCUCUCCCUCUCUUACCGGGUCGAACCCUUCACCGACUACGGUUCCUCCCUAAACAUCACCCUACCUGCUGCCGUGAUCCGGCCGCACCGGGCUUUCCGGGUCACCAUUCGCUACACUACCACAGAUGGGCCUGCGAUUUGGUGGCUGGACACAGAGCUAACAUGCGGGCAGACACGACCAUUGGUUUUCACUCAGGGUCACUCCGUGUGCAAUCGCUCCUUUUUUCCCUGCUUCGACACUCCGGCUGUCAAAAGCACCUAUUCGGCCACCGUCAGGGUUCCAGAUGGAGUGACAGUGUUGAUGAGUGCCUCCAGAAGUGCGUAUUCUAAGCAGGACCGGCUGUUUCAGUUCUCUAUGGAGUAUCCUGUCCCGGCAUACCUGGUGGCCCUGGUGGCCGGAGACCUACAGCACGCUGACAUCGGGCCCAGGAGCCGUGUGUGGGCUGAGCGCUGUGUUCUGACCUGUGCGGUCAGUAAGCUCGGGGGCAGUGUGGAGCGCUGCCUCAAUGUGGCCGAGGAGCUGUUUGGGCCUUACGUAUGGGGGAGGUACGACAUUGUGUUCCUGCCCCCCUCUUUCCCCAUCGUGGCGAUGGAGAACCCAUGUCUGACCUUCAUCAUCUCCUCCAUCUUGGAGAGUCAGGAGUUCCUGCUGAUCGACGUCAUCCACGAGAUCGCUCACGGCUGGUUCGGGAACGCCGUCACCAACGCCACCUGGGAGGAGAUGUGGCUCAGCGAGGGCCUGGCAACCUACGCACAGAGACGAAUCACUACAGAGGCCUAUGGAGAGGCCCUCACCUGUCUGGAGACGGUGUUUCGUCUAGACGCUCUGCACAGACAGAUGCGUCUCCUAGGAGACAACAACCCUGUGAGCAAGCUGCAGGCCAAGUUUGAGCCAGGUGUUAACCCCAGUAGUCUAAUGAAUCUGUUCACCUAUGAGAAAGGCUUCUGCUUCGUUUCUUAUCUGUCCCAGCUGUGUGGAGACAUCAAGAAGUUUGACACUUUCCUUAAGGCCUACAUCGAGCAGUUCAGGUUCAGCAGCGUGGUUGCUCAGGACCUGCUCGAUUUCUUCCUGGGUUUCUUCCCUGAGCUGAAGGAGAGCUGUGUAGCAAAACGAGAGGGGCUGGAGUUCGAGCGCUGGCUGAAUGACUGCGGCCCUCCCUUGUGUGAACCCGAUCUUUCGGCCGGUGGGGCUUUGACGGGUCCGGUCCAACGGCUGUGUGAUCUCUGGGGCGUGGAGGCCCCUGACCAUCAGGCCAUCGCGACCUUUGACCUCUCCACCUGGAGCACCUUCCAGACCGUGCUGUUUCUGGACCGGCUACUGGACCGCUCACCGCUUCCCCAAGAGGUGAUGAGUCUGCUGUCGAGCCGUUACUCAGCGCUGUUGGACGAGAUGAAUGCUGAGGUGAGGAUCCGCUGGCUGCAGAUUGUGGUGCGGAACGGCUUCUACCCGGACCUGCAUCGGGUCCGCAGCUUUCUCCAUAAACACACGUCCCGUAUGUACACAGUGCCGCUGUAUGAGGAUCUGUGUGGGGGGGUGAUGAAGUGUUUCGCAGUGGAGGUCUUCUAUCAGACUCAGGCUCGUUUACACCCAAAUCUGCGCAAAACACUGCAGCAGAUUCUGUUCCACGCUGGCCCAGCCAACGCCUCUGCUACCGACCCCCCACUGCUGGACACGCCCACCGAGCCGCCCACCAGCGGGGCCAUCGCUCUGAGGGACGUCAACGUCUCCGCCUAACUGCUCGCGCACAUCUGCUGUGGUCAGGAACGGAGCGAUAUGAAGGAAAAAAGAAUCAAUGGGACGCAGUUGGAACUGGACAGGACUUGAACUGACCAGCCUAGACUGGACAGAAGUAGUCGUGCCAGGCCAGACGUGAUUUCAUAACGAGAAUACGCGUUUGGGGACGGCUGGUUUAACUUUUGGUGCUGGAUGCUGGAUUGAAAAUCCUCCAUAAACAGGGGGCCACCUCUAAAACUCCCCCCAAAUUACUCUCGCCCAGUUGUCACCAGCCCUCCUCCUAGAGAUCUGCCAUCCUGCAGGCUUCACCUCCAACCCCAAUCUAGCACACCUCGUUCAGCUAAUUAAGGACUUCUGAAAGCAAUAGUUAGACGAAUCAGAUGGGGCUGAUUAGGUUUGGACCUGAAGUCUGCCGGAUUAGUGUCCACUGCUCUUUUAACCUCCAGAUUAGAGUCAAUAACACAGGCAAAAGAAGCUAGCUAGAGAAAACAAUGGGUAGCAAACAUUUAUUUUUACCUCAUGUAAUGUGUUCUCAGCGCACGAGACACACAUCUAUAUGCUUAAUUAAGUUUUUGGGGGUCUUUUCAGCCAUGCUAACUUACAUCCAUGGCCUGCUAAUUAAGUUAAUUUUGUCUUUUUGUCUCUCUAAUAGCAGUCGCUCAACUUCACUCGAUCUGAGUCACUAUCAUCUAAACCUGCACUGCAGAAAAUGACAUCUUGCCAAGUGAAAUGAUCUUAAAUCUAAUUAAUAUAUCAAAUAUUUCUCAUUUUGAGAUUUUGAGAAAUAUGCUUGAAACAUGCGAUAUUAUCUUCAAGUACAGUGAGAUACAUUGACUUACUUAAACCACUUAAAACAAGUAAAAAAUAUCUAGCAGUGAGUUAAAUUAUCAUAAUAAGCUUACAACAGUCUCAAAAUCAGAUGUUUUAGAUAUGUCAACUGGAUUUAAGAUGAUUUCUCUUGCCAGGAUACCUUUUUUUUGCAGUUUGUGCUGCAUAGCUAAGCUAUGCUAACUAGCGCCUCUGUCCUGGUUAGCAGUAGUAUUUAACGUAGAGAGAUGUUUUGACGUUUAUUGAAUGACAGAUUGAAAAUGUGUACUGCGGUCCCUUUUUUGGUGACUCUGUAAGUGAACUGAACUUUAUUUGGUGGUUUUUGGUUUGAAAUGCAGGAUGUAAACGCUUUUUUCACACACCCGUAUUACCAUACACUGUGGUACAAUUUCCCACCAACAUUUAGCCCAAAACAGCCAGAGCUUCAGGUCUAAGCUGCCACAUCCUGUGGUUGACAAAAAUGUAUGUUUUUUUUUUCCCUGAAUGUUUCUGGGUCUUCUGAACUGUGAGGUUGUUUAGCAAGCAAAAUAUGAAUAAUGCUAGCUAGAUACGUGCUACAAGCAAGCUAAUUCUCUUGUGCACUGAAUUGACAUGAAAAUAAGUCUACUGUUAAACUUAAACACUGUAAUAUACCAACACCAGCUACUAAAACUGCCAAAGCAACUUAAAUACCACAUUUGACAAAGCCUGCUGGGGUACUUUGGUGAGGUCAGUAUUAUGAUGUCAGUUCCGUGCCCAGCAGUGUUAGCCUGCAAGUAGCAAUAGCCGCAUUUUAGCUCCUUAGCGACCUCUAAUCUUUAAAGGAUCCAGGCACAUUUGAAGGGAAAAUGACCAUACGGCAAAACGUAUCAGGUUUGGAGUGUUUUGUAUUACCACAGCUUUCAACAGCUGCAGUUUUCCAAAACACCAUUCAUUUUUGUGAUAGAGAAAACCAGAGUUCCUAAUAGGGGCAUGAUGGCGACUACAAGAUGACGCACAACUUUAGGGGUCUAUUUCUCAUGGUUGUCCCCAGAUGUUCUCGUUGCAAGAUCACGUCUGGCUCUGCGAGAUGUGCAUCGAGGGAGGCAAGCAUGUGUCUGUGUUCUCCAACACUGGGAUUUUAUAUUUAAUAGUCUUUACUCAAGCUGCUCAGGUUUGUUUGACGAUGUAACGGAGAGACGUCAGUGAUCAUGUUUGUGAUGGAUUGUAUGCCAUGAUCCAAGUGUGUGUGUGUGUGUGUGUGUGUGUGUGUGAUGGUUUGUAUGCUAUGACCCAUGCAUCACAUACAGUGGCCCCAAAAAGAAUUUGGACAAAAUAACCAUUAGUAAACUUUAAAUUCUUUAGGUUACUUCAUAAAAUGUUCAAGUGAUUCAGAGAAAAACACUUUUAGCACAGCUUCACUCUGAUGGUACAGUGUUUGUGUGGAUAGAUCCUGGAGAAUAAUUGCAACCAGACUGCACUGUGGCUACUGUAAAGCACAGAGGGGGAAACCAGAGCGGGUUUAUGAGGAGCCUGGCCUCUUCCUAUUUCCUCCGUUAUAUCAAAAACAGGACUGCAACACGCCAGAGGGCGCCCUCGAGCGAGUCCUCAAUGAAUGAAUGGAGUUAAACGGCUAAAAACAAAAAGUUAAAAUAGUUUCUAAUCACACGCCCAGAGCUUUCCUUUAAUUUUAGAAAGUAGAAGGAUGUAUUUCACUAAAAAGAGCCAGGAAAACUCACCUGUACGUUUCGUUUUUUCUACAGCAAACAGGUUUGGGGCAGCAGGACACUAACAUUACUGCUACUGAGUGCUGGUUGGCAAGCGGAGCAGCUCUUUGUCUGUUCGCGCUCACUGAUGUUAUUACGUAAACUCCUAUAACUGGAGUUCAAAAGUGCUCAAAAAUAUAAAAGUGAUGUUCUGUGUUUAGAAAAUGAAUGUAUUAUUUUAUAUUUACAGUGUUCAUUUGAAAACUAUGGUUUUGCUCAAAUGCUCCAUCUCAACCCAUUCAUUCUGGACUUGCUCGGGAGCGCCCUCUAGCGUUUGAGAAACCCAGAAGACAUUACAGAGUGGAAAUUCUCCUCUCUACAAGGUCUGGGGAAACAUCGAAGUCUGGGGGCUGUUUUUCUUACAGUGAUGUCGGUGAGCUUGUGUUGAUUGAUGGAAUCAUGAACUCGGAAGUGUACAAAAGCAUUUUGGGUCUAAACCUGCAAAGAAAUAACAGUCUGAAAUGCAUGAGCCAUCAUUUGGAAGAAUACCAAAAGACAGUCUUGGGCCGGUCUGUUUAAAGUAAAUGCCACUUAGAUUUUGACAUGCCGCUUGACAUUUUAUUUCUGAGCCUGAGCACCAUAAACUUGCACAAAUGUCCAAAUACUUUUUAGAUCCACUGUGUGUGUGUGUGUGUGUGUGUGUGUGUGUGUGUGUGUGUGUGUGUGUGUGUUUAUGUUAAUACAAAUUGCCAUCUGUCCAUAGAUUCUCCAGUACUGUUUAAAAAUCAUUGACCACCCUUCACUUAUUUAAUUUUCAAUCUAAGGAAUAAAUGCAGAAAACACAUAUUUAACAGAAAAUUACACAGAACAACAACUAAAUAUAAUA